AUGGGGGAGCGGAUCAACACGUUUGAGACCGUUCUCAAUAUAGAUCAGUUUCUGCUGUACGGCGAAUACAGGGAGCAGCUGGGAAACUUCGCCCGACGGGAAGCCGCCCGCUUGCUGACAGAGAGGCAAUGGAGGCGACAGGCAGGGGACGGCGCCGCCGCCGCGGGCCGCAAAGGCCACGGGCGGCGGCAUGCUCACCACCACCAUCAUCAUCACCCCCUUCAUCAAGCCGUGACCCUGGAGUCGCAUCACAGCGUGACGUCGUCCACCAAGAAGCCUCGCCCGUACUCCAAAUGCCAAGACUGUUUGGCUCGUGUGCGGCGCUACAUCGUGACAAAGAUGGGGGAGGACUGGAUUUUCCUGGUCCUCCUGGGGCUGACGAUGGCUCUGGUCAGCUGGAGUAUGGACUACGCCAGCGCCAAGAGUCUACAAGCCUACAAAUGGAUGCACGGCGAGCUUAAGGGCAACGUUCCUCUCCAGUAUCUGGCCUGGGUUACAUAUCCUAUGAUCCUUGUCAUGUUCGCUUCCCUUUUCUGUCACCUGGUUUCCCCUCAGGCCAUCGGGUCGGGCAUCCCCGAGCUGAAAACCAUCCUGAGAGGCGUCGUCUUAAAGGAGUACCUGACCCUCAAAGCCUUCAUAGCUAAAGUCAUCGGCCUGACUGCCGGUCUGGGCAGUGGGAUGCCAGUAGGCAAAGAGGGUCCGUUUGUCCACAUUGCGAGUAUCUGUGCCGCAGUGCUGAGUCGAUUCAUGUCCAUCUUCUCCGGCGUGUACGAGAACCCUUAUGGUUACACAGAUAUACUGACUGUUGGCUGUGCCGUGGGGGUGGGCUGCUGUUUCGGCACGCCGUUAGGAGGGGUGUUGUUCAGUAUUGAGGUCACGUCUACCUACUUUGCGGUGAGGAAUUACUGGCGGGGAUACUUCGCUGCCACAUUCAGCGCCUUCAUAUUCAGGGUGCUCUCUGUUUGGAACAAGGAUGCUGUCACGAUCACGGCUCUCUUCAAAACUAACUUCCGGAUGGAUUUCCCCUUCGACCUACAGGAGCUGCCAGCAUUUGCAAUAAUCGGGAUCUCCUGUGGCUUCCUGGGAGCUUUCUUCGUCUACCUGAACAGACAGGUGGUCCUCUUCAUGAGGAGGCCGACGGCUCUCACACGCUUCCUAACCAAACAUCGUCUGAUUUAUCCAGGUGCAGUGACGCUGAUCAUCGCCACCCUCACAUUUCCUCCCGGAUUUGGACAAUUUAUGGCGGGAGAGCUGAUGCCCAGAGAGUGCAUCAACUCCCUCUUUGAUAACUUCACCUGGACCAAAAUCUCAGGAUCCCCCGCCCCGCUGGGCCUGGGCCGCUCGGCUGCCUGGCUACACCCUCAAGUCAGUGUGUUCAUCAUUCUCAUCCUCUUCUUCAUCAUGAAGUUCUGGAUGUCAGCAGUUUCCACCACGAUGCCCAUCCCCUCGGGCGCCUUUAUGCCAGUGUUCAUAUUAGGAGCUGCUUUCGGUCGCCUUGUGGGCGAGAUCAUGGCCACUCUUUUCCCAAAUGGCAUCCUGUUUGAUGGGAUAGUCUACCGCAUUCUGCCAGGAGGCUACGCUGUCAUUGGUGCGGCUGCGAUGACGGGGGCCGUCACACACACUGUUUCCACCGCAGUGAUAUGCUUUGAACUGACCGGUCAGAUCUCCCACAUCUUACCCAUGAUGGUAGCAGUCAUCCUGGCCAACAUGGUGGCCCAGGGUCUGCAGCCGUCCCUCUACGACUCCAUCAUUCAGGUGAAGAAGCUGCCCUACCUGCCUGAGCUGGCCCUUGGGCACAUCAGCAAGUAUAACAUCUUUGUAGAAGACAUCAUGGUGCGCAAAGUGAAAUUCUUGUCCUCUCAAUCCACCUAUCGGGAAUUAAACCAUCUGCUAGAGAACACAACUCUAAAAACCAUCCCCCUUGUUGACUUCAAAGAAUCCAUGAUUCUUCUGGGCUCGAUUGAGAGAACAGAGCUUCAAGCGGUCUUCGACUGGUGGCUUUCACCAGAGAGGCGAGUCUUUGAAAGAGGUCAGAGUUCUCCGACCUCCAAGGUCAGCUGGGAGUCCUUCACCUUUGUGGACGAGGAGGGAGGAGAGGUGAGCACAGAGCAGACUGCUUACCCUGUGCAGGAGGAGUGUAAUGGACCCAUCUCGUCUCCCAGACCGCGGGAGCCGUCCACCAACCACGCCGGCUCAGACAAGCGCAAGCUGCCGUCUGUCAGGAUGACCCUUCAGAGGCUCUUCUCCUCCGCGUCGUUGUCAGGCCCGACUGAAACUCAGGAGACCACGCCUCCUCCACUGACCGACACCAUGUCCCCAGAGGAGAUCAAAGCUUGGGAAGAGGCAGAGCUCGACAAGCCGAUCGAUAUGGAGCAGAUACGCAUAGACCCCUCCCCGUUUCAGCUGGUGGAAAGAACGUCACUGCACAAGACACACACUCUGUUCUCCCUGCUGGGGCUCAGUCACGCCUAUGUCACCAGCAUCGGGAAGCUGGUGGGCGUCGUCGCACUCAAGGAGUUGCAGAAAGCUAUAGAGGGCUCGACUCGCAGUGGGGUGAGGCUCCGUCCGCCUCUGGCCAGCUUCAGAGACGCCAGCAGGAAGGCCAAGAAGCACCAGCCGUCCUCCACCCCUUCCUCACCCACACGGGACAGAGAGAUGUGGGGGGAGGGGGGCAGGCGGGAAGGGGAGCUGGUGAGGAAGGAGUCCAAAGAGGAUUUCCGAGGAGGGAAGACGCCGUCCUCCAGGGGCGCCCCCGGGGGGGACACCCCUCCCUCCUCCCCCGGCGGCCCGGGGAACUUCACUGACAGCCUGGCCUCCGCCAGAGGAACUGUGGGAGCGGCGGUGGAGGAGGAGGAGGAGGAGGAGGAGGCGGCCUCCCCCUCCACCUCCACCUCCACCGCCACCUCCGCCCCUACCUCGGCCUCACCUGGUUCCUCCCCCGUGCCCCCCACCAGUCCGGUCCUCACCCUGUCCUCCCUGCAGGAGGAGCGGGAGAGUGAGGAGUCAGACGAGCCCAUAUAG
This is a messenger RNA of Salarias fasciatus (jewelled blenny), 3021 nucleotides long. It is a transcript of the gene clcn1b, whose product is annotated as chloride channel, voltage-sensitive 1b. Lineage: Eukaryota; Metazoa; Chordata; Actinopteri; Blenniiformes; Blenniidae. The transcript has 23 exons. Gene Ontology annotation, molecular function: voltage-gated chloride channel activity. Gene Ontology annotation, cellular component: plasma membrane. The record is from RefSeq and is a predicted model, not a curated record. The coding region runs from base 1 to 3021 and encodes 1006 amino acids. Gene Ontology annotation, biological process: transmembrane transport; chloride transport.